This is a messenger RNA of Aspergillus fischeri NRRL 181, 1227 nucleotides long. RefSeq lists its product as uncharacterized. Bases 1 to 1227 code for a protein of 408 amino acids. NCBI's taxonomy places the organism in Eukaryota, Fungi, Ascomycota, Eurotiomycetes, Eurotiales, Aspergillaceae. The transcript has 3 exons. The record is from RefSeq and is a predicted model, not a curated record.
AUGCCUCGAACUCUUCCAUGGCUUAUAGGCAGUGGUACCAAAGCCGAGGACGCAAAGAGUUCACCGCGUCGACGUGAAGCGAAGCACGAGAAAGGUUCGGACCACAGCGCUGAGGAGACUCCGAAGGCAUCCAAGUCUACGUCUCGCAAAGAGAAACGAGAUUUUUUUCGGUCUUGGUUCGAUAAAGAUGAUAUUUACAUGAUGGUCGAAGACGAGUUCUACGCCAUGGCGCAGACGUUCACCAAGCACCUCCACUAUGCGGAAUACGUCAAACGCAAGGAGGCAAAACUCCAAAACGCAGCAGCAAUUAAAGACCUUGCCCGACCUACUGAUGGUGUCACGCCGAGAAGCGAAGAGACGAAGAGGAAGGACGCGGCGGCCGCCCUCUCAGCCCGUCAAAGGGCAGGCCUGGAGAAAAUGGGCGGUAAGCGGCCGCAGCUGGACUCUGAUAAGGAGGAAGACGAUACAGAUGAAGACGAUGGGCUUGCUGGUACCUCGCUAGGGUACCUUAUGACGAGCCCACGGAAGGCUCGCUCGCUAGUGGGCAUGCAAGGUGUUAAAUCGUCCACUAGGGCGGCUGCUGGGUUCGCCCAGGCGUCUGGGUCGAAAAGGCAGAAGACGAAUCCUGAUGCGCAUACCCGUUCUUCACUGAAGGCUGAAAUUGAAGCAGACGAUCAUGCGGCGGGUGCAACUGCUACGGAGGAUGACGACUUGGACGUACAGAUCACCAAGACUUCCACAAGACCGACAGAAAAGAAACAUUCUAUUGGAUCAGAUGCCAACUCACCGGUCUUAAGGACCAGUUCUUCUACUCCUCAGUAUGCUGCCAAUGAUGAUAAAGGAAAAAGACCCGUCCGCAUUAUUCACAGGACUCCACCGUUGGGUAGAUCGAGAAGAAAAGUAUUCUUCGAUGACUUUGACGAGCUACCAGAGCCGUCAAAUCCAAACCCUUCGGCACAUGGCCGGCUCAAAUCUCACACAGCUAAUAAUACAAAGGAUCCGAACGAAAGUGCGACAAUCCCCAAUCUCCUAGAGAUAUCCAUUGGCGACAUGCUUCGAAAUGUCCAACGAUCCGAAGUCGGAUUCAACAUCUUUGUCAAAGCGAAAUCAUCACUCAUGGCAAGAAGACGGGCCCACGAGUUUAAUGCUCAGCCUCCGGACAUGCUCCUUGAUCUUGUCCCGUGUGGACGGCUGUCGCUGAACUCCCUUGACUGUGUCCUUCUCUAG